This is a messenger RNA of Aplosporella prunicola CBS 121167, 1808 nucleotides long. RefSeq lists its product as uncharacterized. The coding region runs from base 1 to 1764 and encodes 587 amino acids. NCBI's taxonomy places the organism in Eukaryota, Fungi, Ascomycota, Dothideomycetes, Botryosphaeriales, Aplosporellaceae. The record is from RefSeq and is a predicted model, not a curated record. The transcript is spliced from 4 exons.
AUGGAGGAUGAUCUCGCAUGCUGCACGAAUUCCGAGGCUGCAGCCCAUCAUCAUAUCUGUAAAAGAAAUGCCGUCUCUUUUAGCCGCGAGUGGCUUAUCUGUAUAAGUUGUUACGUUGAAGGUUUCGAGCCUGAAUUUUUUGAUCCGUUUCACAUGGAGAAGCUGAAGCAGGCUCUGGUUCCUUCUACUCGCCCUGUUUUACCUAUCUAUAAAGACUCAACAGAAGACCUUCCGAGACCAUUUCGUCAGGAUUCAAAUACCGACAAUCAUGGAGAAAAUACUGCAGAGCAUGCUUCACAAAAGGCUUCUUCAGAUACGUAUCCAUACGCGCCUACACAAGCACUUCAUUCCACCUCCAACUUUCGAGGAAAACGGCCAAUAAACGAUGGCUCUCAGACGACAGAAUGCGGUCCUUCUUCCUCGACUAUCGAUCCUAGAAUAGAGCUACAUGAGCACAAAAAGCAAGACCCAUGCGGCCAUGAUGUUACUGGCACCCAGGACGUAAGCCCUUCGAUGAAAACGGCAGUACAAUUGAAAAGGAGCCGAACUGCUGUUGUUUCUCCACAGUCAACAGCUUUACGAAAAGCAAGAAGAAGAAAUUCAUGGCCCUUGCUGGCACCAGCAGCACCUUCAAGCCAGUCGGCAGCGCACCCAAGCCCAGAGCAGAUGCUUCCUACAAUAGCAACAUCCGCAAUAUGUACCGCAGAUAAAUCUCCCACAGAGCAAUCAAAGAAGCUAGCAACAUCGGUGCAGAUUAUAGCAGAGAUAAACCCUACAGCAGAAGUCGAAGCAACAACAGAAGAUGCACGACCAAUAUCAGUACAAACAGCAUCUUUGGCAGAGUCACUGGGACCGCCAACAACGUGGGACGACGUGCCAGCAGGCUACCCUAUGCUUGCAAAGAGGAUGGCAGAUAUGCCUACGGCAUCCAUUUUUAGAAGCUUCGCCGCUCUCAAUCUUCAGAAUCUUCUAUAUAUGCAAGCAGAGCUACAAGAUUUGGAAAAGGAACUACUAAAGCUCCAAGCAAAAGAUGCCGCUGCAGGCAAUGAAAGCAUCCGGAGACGAAACUACGCAAGGGACUGGUGGUCGCUUCAGAGAUCAGGCAUCAAGGGUCGGUUAUCUGAAGAUGAUCCUAUCCAAUGGCGUGUUGCUGUUAUGAUUCGGGACAAACUUCAGAAGUACAAUGAGGCGCUUAUUCAAAUGAUGAAAAUCCUCUCUGCAAAAGAGCCAGAUGAACAAGAUUAUAAAAGUAUACAAGAGUUCCUUGUAUCCAAACCGAUGCUAGAUGGGGAGGCUCUCGUAGGUGGCGACAGAGACAUAUGGGGCGUGAUGAACGAGAAUUACCAAAAGGAUCCAGAAGAUGAUCUCAUUACCCUACUAUCAAGAGAAAAGACGGACCGCCUGUCAAGAUGGAUUACCAGUUUGCUUGUAAAAAGACUUGACAAGAAGGCGAACAAGAAGGAGAACAAGGAGAACGAUCCGAGAAAAAAGCGAGGUUCAGUUGUGGCGUUCUCAGUCGAGAGCAUUAACCGUUGGACGUUUAUGUUAACCACCGGGCUUGGAGCUAUGCUUCCAGUGGCGUCAAUGCUAGCUCUCCAACGCCUUGAGUCGGUCCAAGUUCGAACGGUGAGCUUGGUGUGGAUCGCCGCUUUCAACUUUUUUCUGGCUAUUCUUCUUCAUUGGUUGGCAUCAGUCAAGCGUGCUGAGAUAUUUGCUAUUGCGUCAGCGUUUGCAGCUGUCAACGUUGUUUUUAUAGCAAAAUGAAAAAUCGGCAGGGAAAUGCCUGCUAUUGACAUGGUAUCAUAAGU